Messenger RNA from Mixia osmundae IAM 14324, 252 nucleotides. RefSeq lists its product as uncharacterized. Lineage: Eukaryota; Fungi; Basidiomycota; Mixiomycetes; Mixiales; Mixiaceae. The transcript is spliced from 2 exons. Bases 1 to 252 code for a protein of 83 amino acids. The record is from RefSeq and is a predicted model, not a curated record.
AUGCCGAAAGUUCGGGCGCAGAUAACAGAGUUGAGAUUUGUCAACGGAUGCACUACAAAUACGGUCUCGCGUGCCUACGACUACCCAGUGAGAUUGAUGCCAAUCUUUGCAGGCCGCCUCGGCUGCUCAGGUGGAGGCUGCAAUGAUUCGGCAGCGAUAGGAGCAUGCCGGGCUUGUAAGGGUGAGCGCUACUUGGCGACAACGCUAAUCCAGACCGCGCUGGGUCCGCGCGUUUCAAGUGGUCAGCUGUGA